UGAAGAACUAGGGAAAUGUCCAACUCACAGCUAUCAAGCGACCUCAGUCUUGACGCCUCCAAAUUUGAUUAUGCAAAAAUUAGCAAAACAACGGCCCAGUUCAAUGAGGCACUCAUUCAGAAGCUCGAGAGCGGACCAAAAUGGUACGAGGUCGGCGCGGAAAAGUAUCGUCAGAUGCGCUGGAAUGGGGAGACACCUUUGCCCAAGCCGAAGGUGAUCGAAUCAGGCGAGGACUUUAACAUUCCCUCCCGCGACUCAGGUCGUGAAAUACCGUGCCGGAUGUUCAAGCCGGCGGAUGGCCAGGUCAAGGGCGUCUUCAUGCACAUCCAUGGCGGUGGAUGGGUGCUGCAGGACAUAAACUAUCAAGAUGGCCUGCUCAAGUUCCAUGCCGAUAAUUGCGGGUUGGCAGUUAUCAGCGUGGGAUACAGACUGGCACCAGAAAAUCCCUUCCCCGCCGCACCGGAGGAUUGCUUUGAUGCCGCUGAGUACUUGGUUGAGAACGCAAAGUCAAAAUACGGAGGAGACCUUUGCUUCAUAGGAGGGGAGUCUGCCGGAGGGCAUCUCUCCGUCCUCACCGCGCUGCAUCUUUUGAAGACCAAGCCGACCUUUGCGCUCCGCGGUCUGCUUCUGCAUUUCGGUGCCUACGACCUCUCACUCCUGCCGUCAGUUCAUCAUUUCGACAAGCCUCUGGUGCUGGAUAAGCCCAUCAUUGACCACUAUCUUGAGGCGUUCGUGCCGAACACUUCGCUGGCGCAGCGACGAGACCCAUCAAUCUCGCCAUUCUAUGCUGAUUUGCGCGAUUAUGGUAGAGGGAAGCUGCCACCUGCUCUGUUCACUUGCGGCACGGAAGACCCUUUGCUUGACGACUCGAUGAUGAUGGCGGCCAAGUGGAUGAGCGCUGGUAACGAUGCGGUCGUGCGGAUUUACACCGGGGCGCCGCACGGUUACAUUCUUUAUCCACCUGGUGCGUGCGAAUCAGUGGAGGAGGGACUGGAAGCUGCUCGGCAAUUCAUUUUGGAGAAGUUGUGAUGAUUGUGUAAUAGUCUGUCACCGCGAACCAAGAUCAACUGUCUAGCAAGACAGACACGGACAUCAGACCGAUAAGCAGACGUGGUUGUACUCGUAUGAGCGCAUGUCAGGGCGUUAUGAGACCUAGCAAGUCAUGUAGCAAUAGACCGCCAAGUCAAUUUGACGCAC
This is a messenger RNA of Aplosporella prunicola CBS 121167, 1197 nucleotides long. RefSeq lists its product as uncharacterized. The transcript has 4 exons. Lineage: Eukaryota; Fungi; Ascomycota; Dothideomycetes; Botryosphaeriales; Aplosporellaceae. The record is from RefSeq and is a predicted model, not a curated record. Gene Ontology annotation, molecular function: hydrolase activity. The coding region runs from base 16 to 1029 and encodes 337 amino acids.